AUGGCUUUCUCUCCGAUCAAUUGCCUCAUUUUCGAUUUGGAUGACACAUUAUACCCUUUGAAAACCGGAAUAGCACCAGCUGUCAAGAAAAACAUCGACGAUUUUCUAAUGGAGAAGUUUGGAUUCUCUGAAAGUAAAGCUUCAAGUCUAAGAGUUGAACUCUUUAAGACUUAUGGAAGUACUCUCGCUGGUCUCAGGGCAUUAGGUCACGAUGUUCAUCCUGAUGAAUAUCACAGUGUCGUGCACGGAAGGUUGCCGUAUGGCUCGAUCCAACCUAACAACAAACUUCGAAACCUUCUGAACAAAAUUAAACAGAGAAAAAUCAUUUUUACAAAUUCGGACAGGAACCAUGCGAUGAAGGUUCUUAAGAUAUUGGGUUUAGAAGAUUGUUUUGAAGAGAUGAUAUGUUUCGAGACAAUGAACCCGCACUUAUUCGGGUCAACAACCCGACCCGAUGAGCAUCCCGUCGUUCUCAAGCCUUCGUUGACCGCAAUGGAUGUUUGCAUUCGUGUAGCCAACGUUGAUCCUCGCCGGGCGGUGUUUUUGGAUGAUAAUGUCCACAAUAUUACCGCGGGUAAAUCUGUCGGGCUUCGGACAAUCCUGGUGGGAAGAUCAGAAAAGACUAAAGAUGCGGAUUAUGCAGUGGAGAAUGUAACUGAGAUAGCUACGGCGGUGCCGGAUAUUUGGGGGACGGCUACGAGCGGAUGUGAUGACGGCGGUGAGAGGAUCAGACGCAGCAAGAGUGAGCUGGAAGGUAUGGCUUCAAUCACAGCCGUCGGUGCGUGA
This is a messenger RNA of Eruca vesicaria subsp. sativa (arugula), 786 nucleotides long. NCBI's taxonomy places the organism in Eukaryota, Viridiplantae, Streptophyta, Magnoliopsida, Brassicales, Brassicaceae. The record is from the annotation of a GenBank genome assembly.